Messenger RNA from Umbelopsis ramanniana AG, 1054 nucleotides. RefSeq lists its product as uncharacterized. Lineage: Eukaryota; Fungi; Mucoromycota; Umbelopsidomycetes; Umbelopsidales; Umbelopsidaceae. Gene Ontology annotation, biological process: mitochondrial L-ornithine transmembrane transport. The record is from RefSeq and is a predicted model, not a curated record. Gene Ontology annotation, molecular function: L-ornithine transmembrane transporter activity. The coding region runs from base 49 to 960 and encodes 303 amino acids. The transcript is spliced from 7 exons.
AGUACAGUAAACUCGUCGGUUCAUCCUCUAUAUAAUUUCCACUUUGACAUGUCUGCUGAAUCUAUAGCUGUCAUUGCUCCACCAAAGCAAACCUCGGCUGCUGCCGAUUUUAUCGCCGGAAACAUGGGUGGUAUGUGCCAAGUUCUUGUUGGCCAGCCGUUGGAUACCAUCAAAGUUCGUCUUCAGCUCGAUUCAGGUCGAUUUAAUGGUGCUAUGGACUGUGCUGUUCAAACCAUCAAGAACGAGGGCUUUUUUGCCCUAUACAAAGGAAUGGCGAGUCCUUUGGUGGGAAUAGGUGCUGUCAACGCUCUGCUCUUUGCUGCAAACACAGAGUGUCGUCGACUUCUACAAAGCUACCCUGGGGAGCAACUCCCUCUUUAUAAGAUUGCUAUUGCUGGAUCUGGAGCUGGUAUUGUCAACAGUGUUUUGGCUUCUCCAGUUGAAAUGCUCAAGAUCAAGUUGCAAGCUCAGUUUGGCAAAGGAGCUUCAGGUUCAGGACAGCGAUAUUAUAGUGGUCCCAUUGACUGUGCCCAAGAUUUGAUCCGUCAACACGGUGUUGCUAAUGGUCUUUUCCGUGGUCUUUGGGCCACUAUUGUUCGUGAAAUUCCUGCCUACGCUGGUUUUUACGUAGGAUUUGAGGCUACCAAGAGAACAUUGGUCAAAGAAGGUCAAGAGGCCAGCGUCCUACAACUUAUGACUGCUGGUGCAGCUGGUGGUUUGGGUUACUGGGCAGCUUGUUAUCCACUAGAUGUAGUCAAGUCCAAGGUUCAAAACCAAGUAGAACCUCCUAGAGGCUUCUAUAUCAUAUCUACCUUGAAAACUAUUCACGCUGAAAGCGGUUUUGCUGGUCUUUUCCGUGGAUUUGGCCCAUCAAUGGUCAGAGCUAUACCAGCCGCUGGUGCUACAUUUACUGCAUAUGAACUUACCAUGCGGGCUAUUGAGAAGAACAGUUUGAUAUAACUGCAUACAUUUUUCGUUAUAACGAUUGCUGCCGACGCUGCUUAGAUACAUUUGUAAAUAUCUAUUGUAGAAUUGAUACAUCUAUCAAUAACAU